Molecule: messenger RNA, 4140 nt
Organism: Triticum aestivum (bread wheat)
Lineage: Eukaryota; Viridiplantae; Streptophyta; Magnoliopsida; Poales; Poaceae
Product: disease resistance protein RGA2-like
Exons: 6
Coding region: 1-4140 (1379 amino acids)
Molecular function (GO): ADP binding
Source: RefSeq, a predicted model, not a curated record
AUGGUCCUGGAUGCCUUUGCGUCCUAUGUGCUACACAUGCUGACAGAGAUGGCGAGCAAAGAGGUGCACAUGCUGCUUGGAUUCAGACGCGAGAUCGACACGAUGGACAUUAAGCUUAGGGACCUCAAGAACUUCCUCGCCGACUCUGACAGGAGAAACAUCACCGACAAGAGCGUGCAAGAGUGGGUGGCCCAGCUCAAGCGUGCCAUGUAUGAAGCUACCGAUAUCCUCGACCUCUGCCAGCUCAAGGCCAUGGAGCGUGGUAUGUGCACUGCAGAUGUGGGGUGCUUCAACCCCUUGCUCUUCUGCAUGCGGAAUCCCUCCUAUGUCCACGACAUCGGCACCCGCAUAAAGGCGCUCAACAAGAGGCUCGACAUCAUCAAGGAGCGAAGCGCUGCUUUCAGCUUCAUCCCUCUUGGUUCCUAUGAGGAUCGCAGGAGCAAGGUCCAUGGCUCUCAUUCUAUGAAUAAGAGACGUGAAACGUCAGGGGAGUUUGAUCGGUCCGGUGUAGUCGGAGAGAAGAUCGAACAAGACACGAGAAAGCUGGUUGAGAUCAUGCUGAGUGAAAAGGAGGGCAACACCAACAUCAUGGUAGUCGCCGUUGUUGGGGUUGGUGGAAUCGGCAAGACCACUCUUGCCCAGAAGGUCUUCAACGACGAAGCCUUGAAUGCAGAGUUCGAGAAGACGAUAUGGUUGAGCAUCAACAAGGACUUCAACAAGGUUGAGUUGCUCAAGACAAUCAUCACACAAGCGGGGGGAGUACAUGGUGGUGAUCAGGCGUUGGCUGUUCUUCAGCCAAUCCUUGCCACUACCUUGAAAGGGAAGAAGCUAUUCCUGGUGCUGGAUGAUGUGUGGAACCAUGAAGCAUGGGAUGAUGUGCUUAAAACACCCUUGGCUAAUGUUGUGGCUCCAGGUAGCCGAGUCCUCGUCACUACUAGAGAUGAAACAAUAGCUCGAAGGAUGAAAGCUGUGACUCCCCACCACCAUGUGGACAAAUUAGAUGAGGAGGAUGCCUGGUCAUUGCUCAAGAAACAGCUAAUAUCAACUGAGAUUGAUGAUCGUGACAUUGAUAUGCUCAAGGAUAUUGGGGUUCAGAUUCUAGCAAAAUGUGAUGGUUUGCCUCUUGCAGUCAAAGUAAUGGGAGGUCUAUUGUGUCAGAAGGACAAAAAACACCAUGAGUGGGAGAAGGUUCUGGCUGAUUCUAUAUGGUCAAUAUCUGGACUGCCCGAAGAGCUAAACCAUGCAGUAUAUUUAAGCUAUGAAGAUUUGUCUUCUUGUGCCAAACAAUGCUUUCUGCACUACUCACUUCUCCCUAAAACUGCUUCAUUUGUUAAAAGUGAAAUCAUUGCCAUGUGGAUUAGUGAAGGAUUUCUUCACGAGACCUCGAAUGACUUAGAAGAACUCGGAAGCAUGUACUACAAGGAGUUGAUACUAAGGAAUCUUAUAGAGCCAAAUACGAAGUAUGCUGAUCAAGGUGUUUGCAACAUGCAUGAUGUUGUAUGCUCAUUUGCUCAAUUUGUGGCUAGAGAUGAGGCACUAGCAGCUCACAGUGGAGAAACUAAUAUUGUUAGUAAACUUGGUGCACAUGAGUUUGUUAGGUUAUCUCUAGAAAGCAAAGCAUCAGAAUCAGAUGGGUUAGGCUGGGGUACUUUGCAAGCAAAAAGGGCAUUAAGGGUCCUAAUAUUAGUCGGCAAUAUAAAUAUCAAGCCUGGUGAUUCUUUGGUUCAUUUUCCAUGCCUACGAACUUUACAUAUAGAUUCUGCACAUGUUGCAGCAUUGCUUGAAUCUUUGCAUGAACUCAAGCACCUGAGGUACUUGUCCUUAAAGAACACUGACAUGCCUAGUCUGCCUGAUAGCAUUGGAAAGAUGAAGUUCUUGCAGUACAUUAACCUUCGUGGAUGCCGGCAACUUGUGAAACUUCCAGGCAGCAUUGUAAAAUUAGGGCAGCUAAGGUAUCUGAACUUCAGUAGAACAAAUAUAGAUGGCACACCUAGGGGUUUCUGUGUUCUAACAAAUUUGAGAAUACUAUAUGGGUUUCCAGCCCAGCAAGAUGGUGAUUGGUGUAGUUUGGAAGAGUUGGGUCCUCUUUCUCAGCUCAAGCAUCUUGAAUUGGACGGAUUGGAGAAUAUAACUGCUUCCUCAUCUGCAGCAAAGGCAAAACUUGCCGACAAGGUGCAUCUUACUAUUCUAUUCUUAAAUUGUGGUAGUAUAUUGGGAGAUGAUGGGCUGAUUAAAGAGGAAGAUUGCGUGUCUGAGGAAGCGCAACAACAAAUCGAGAAGUUGUUUGAUGAGCUCUGCCCUCCGUCCAGGUUAGAAACUCUUUACAUCAGAGGAUAUUUUGGCCAACGGCUCCCAAGGUGGAUGAUUUCAUCACUAGAUGUGCCCCUCAAGAACUUAAGGAUUCUGUUCAUUGCCGACCUAGCAUACUGCACACAGCUUCCUAUUGCCAUCAAGCUUGUUGGACCUGAUUUCCUGCAGUCCUACCAUCACCACAGUCCUCGUCCUUCCCAAAUGCUGCCUGCAUUUCCAAGAUUGCAUGAGAUGAAUUUAAUAGGAAUGGUGGAAUGGGAGGAGUGGGAGUGGGAGGAGCAAGUGCAUGCCUUUCCUGUCUUGCAGCAACUUAUGCUAGCACGGUGCAAAUUGAAAUGUCUUCCUCCUGGCCUUGCCUACCAGGCAAGGGCUUUGAAUAAAUUAAUCAUAUACUAUGUCCAGGGUCUCAUCUCUGUAGAGAACUUUCCAUCUCUGGUCGAGCUGAAACUGGCUAUAAACCUUGACGUCAAGAGGAUCUCUAAUCUUCCGAGAUUGCAGAAGCUUACCAUCCAAGACUGCCCAAAGCUGAAGGCACUAGAAGAUGUUCCUGCACUCCAGCGGCUCAUACUCACAAAAAAAGAUAUGGAGACACUCCCAGAAUACAUGGGAAGUAUAAACCCAAGUCAUUUGGAGCUAUACUGCAGCCUAGCACUACUCGCUUCCAUAGCCACGGGACAAUCUGGCCCUGAGUGGGACAAGUUCAGGCAUGUCGAGCAUGUCAAGGCAUAUGCAUGUGAAGGAGAUAAUUCAAGGAAAUGGUAUGUCUUGUACACAGCUAAUCCCUACAGCUUGGAGACAAAUGUCAACCUCUGUGCUUUCAUGUCUAGAGGAACCUUAACUUCUUUUGAGGACACACAAAGAUUUGAGUCUGUCUUUAAAAUGACAAGAAAAACCUUUAGCUACAUCUGCAGCUUGGUUUAUGUGCCGUCAUUGGAAGAUAUGAACAACUACACCUUUGAUGACGGGAGGUUACUGUCUUUAAAAGACCGAGUAGCCAUUGCUCUGAAAAGGUUAUACUCUAGUGAGCCACCGGAGAUCAUAGGAUCCUCUGUCAGUGUGAGUGAGUCAACUGUCUUGUUGGUAAGUGAGAGGUUCGUUGAUGCUGUGUACAAGCGAGCAAAGAACCAUGGGUGCUGGCCAGACUCCAGUAAAAUGGACAACAUCAAAUCCAUGUUUGACAAGAUCCACAAUAUGCAUAACUGCUGCGGUGUUAUAUGUACAACUCACAUCCCAUUUGGACCAAACUGGGACUGUGAGAAGAAUGACAGCAUUCUAGUUCAGCUCGUCAUCGAUCCAGAAAUGAGGUUCAGGAACAUUUGGUGGGGACCGGUAAGCAGCAUGAACCAGUCAAGCAUUUUGCAUGAAUCUAAUUUGUUCAAUGAGUGCGAGGAGGGCGGUUACCUGAACGGCAGCAAGCUGAAGGUGGCACUAGAUGGAUCAGAAGUCGGGGAAUACAUAAUUGGUGAUGCAGGAUUCCCUCUUCUCCCGUGGCUACUCACACCUUACCAGGAAGAAGACCUCUUAGACUCCAAGGCGGAGUUCAAUAGGAGACACAAUGCAGCCACAAACUGUGCUCUGAAGGCGCUGGCAAGCCCCAAGCGGAGGAAUCGCUCCAAGGAAGUGCGCCAGUUAGCAAACGAGGAUGCUGUGAGGGCGAGGGAUAUGCUGUCACAAUACUUCUUGACCAGCAUGUCAUCCGAAUCUGGAGUUGGCCUGGCGGACCUUGAAGUCGCUGCCACAGGCUCAGGCGAUGAAGGCAAGGAACAAAAAGCACAGACAAGAGCAUCAAAGGAAGAGAGACGUGAUGGUGACCAUGAUAUCAUUACCUAA